CUGUUGCAGCGACUGGACGUGUAGUUCUCCGUGAUCGCGAGCAGGAAAUAAAUUCCAAAAUUUACAAUUUUGAUUUCCCAACACCCGUCUCGUUACGCCAACCUCUUUUUUUUUUACCGUGCAGCAAUAAAACACGACAAAAUUGUGUAUUAUUUUUGAUUGUGAAACAAAGCAACUUCUUAACUUUGGAUAUAUCCCGGAACAAAAAACGAAAAGAAAACGAAGAACGUAUAAAUAUAUACAAAUAAAAAGAUAUCUUGGCACCGCAGGAGCGACAGACAGCAGCUGCCAGGAUGCUCAAGUGGGCUGUCAACCAGCCGCGAAACUCGUACCUGGCCAACGAGCUGGCCAUGGGAUCGCAAACAGGAUCGGGAUCGGGAUCGGCAACAGGAUCAGGAUCAGGAUCAGGCUCGGGCUCAGGAUCGCUGGAGCCGAAGACCGAAGUGGCGGGCGCCAGCUACAGCGAGUUCCACGCCCUGCGCGGCAAACUGAAGAGGAAGUCGAUCGGCGUGGCUGCGGGCAAGGAGAACCAGCUGACCUCCACGCCACUGCCGGCCAGCUCCUUGAGCCUCCAUACCCGCACACCACUGCUCAAGGACGUCAGCAACAUCCUGGCCACGCCGCCAUCGGGAGGAGCAAGUGGAGCAACUGGAGGAGCAGCUGCUGCUCCCCUGAAGUUCGCCUGCACCCUGCCCACCUUCGAGGCGGAGUACUCGCCCAAUGCCGCCGUCAUCCCUGGCUCCCUGAUCGCCCUGCGCGGCGUGGGCAUCCCGGACAGCUACUUCGAGAAGCCGCGCUACCUGGAGCAGAAGCCACUGCCACAUCCCCAUCCGCAUCCGCAUCCGCAUCCAGUUCCUCCGGCCAGCGAACAGAAUACGCUCAGUUCCAGCCAGAUGGGCGAUGUGACCCUGGAGCGCAUGAUCGAUGCCAUCCUGGAGAGCAACCGCAAGGUGCUGCCCAACUCCAGGCAACAACAGCACCAACAUCAGCACCGCCAGCCCAGGCAGCAUCUCCGCCAGCGGCACAGGCUCAGGCAGCAGGUGCUUCGGAGCAGCCACGCCCACACCCACACCCACACCCAGACGCCCUCGCCCACCUACCGCCCCGCCUUCGAUCCGGCCAGCGAUCUGUGCGAGUACUGGAAGUCGCCCUCGCGGAGGGAUUCCCUGCCAGCGAAUGGCUUCGAGGAGCGGGAGGUGCGCUCCCCCACCGUGGCCACCGAGUCGCAGGAUCCCAAGCGGCACUCCCUGCAGCUGCGCAGGCAGCGGGUGGUGCGGCGCAAGCGGAAGAUCGCCACCAAGAUCUCCUCCAGCGUCAGGCAGUCGGCGCAGAAGCUACUCGCAGCGGCCAGGUCGGGAUCCGCAGUGCCCAGCCAGCGGUGCGUGCAGAAGAGGCGCCACAUCAGUCCGGACAGUGGGCACAACUCGACCAGCGACUUCGAGGAGGAGCUGGUGGCCAUGGGCUCCUGCGGCGGACGGGUGGAGGCGGUCACCAAGCGGCGGCUGAGCUUCUCCUACGCCGAGGAUCUGUUCGUGGAGAAGUGACCCACUUGGGGGCUACACCAAUGUCCUUGUGUUGAUUUUUGACUUCUGUUUGGUUAUAACGUGAACUUUUUUUUUUGAGUGGCUAAAAGCGCAGCAUUGCCUUGGAAAACGUAUGUUGAAACAGAUCCUAUAACUCACUAAGAAUCCUUUUUUUUCUAACAAAUAAAACAGCGAUUUGAAAAACUA
Drosophila santomea is the source of this 1730-nucleotide messenger RNA. RefSeq lists its product as uncharacterized. Lineage: Eukaryota; Metazoa; Arthropoda; Insecta; Diptera; Drosophilidae. The transcript is spliced from 2 exons. The record is from RefSeq and is a predicted model, not a curated record. Bases 294 to 1544 code for a protein of 416 amino acids.